CACAAAAUUUUCUUAACAGCGACACAUGUUACUAGGUCGCGCAUGCGCAUUAAAUUUUUAUUUUCAGGGUGUUUUUACAUUGAAUUGAGUGUAGUUCGAUAUUUUCUAUAUGUAAAUAUUCACAACGGUGUACGAAAAAUAUAAAUAUCAACAAUUAUUAAAGCAUCAGUGUAAACUAUCAAGAGUGGUAUUAUUUAUCAAAAACAAUUAUUAAAAAUUAUAAUCAGGUUGAUGACUGGUAAUGUCCUCAUACACCUACGGUCAAAAAACUUUUAACCCUAUUCCACCAGAGAAGGGAAGUUUUCCUUUGGAUCAUGAUGGUUUUUGCAAAAAGUCAAUGGUCAAAUACAUGCGUUGUUUAAGUCUUAAUAAAAAUAAUAAUACUACUUGUAGAGAUGCUGCUAAAGAGUACCUCGAGUGUCGAAUGGAUCAUAAUCUCAUGACUCGCGAGGAAUGGCCAAAAUUAGGAUUUCACGACCAACAAAAAUCGACGUAACAAACUUAUUUACUUUAAGUAAUAAAUCAAUAUCUCAACUGAAAUAUCAACAAAACAAUUUAAUUUGAAUAAACCAUAGAAAGGGAAAAAUA
Cotesia glomerata is the source of this 588-nucleotide messenger RNA. Its product is annotated as cytochrome c oxidase assembly protein COX19. Gene Ontology annotation, cellular component: mitochondrial intermembrane space. The transcript has a single exon. The record is from RefSeq and is a predicted model, not a curated record. Lineage: Eukaryota; Metazoa; Arthropoda; Insecta; Hymenoptera; Braconidae. Gene Ontology annotation, biological process: mitochondrial respiratory chain complex IV assembly. Bases 242 to 496 code for a protein of 84 amino acids.